AUGUGCAUAUUGAAAGAACUUAAAAGCUUCUUCUACCACCCUCCGGCCUCCACUAUAUAUAUAACGGCUUUACUAAUUACAACCGAUCAUAUAUGUAAAUACACAACAAAAGCCGAACUAGUUUCUCUACUCAAAGGUUCAAAAACAGUAAUAACCUUAAACUUGCCCUAUCAAGAGCCUAAACUUUGUUAUUUAGUUAUGGGAAAGGAAGCGUCGAACAAAUUAGAAUGGAGGAUAAGUGUAGAUGAUGGGACAUCGGAGAAAUUGGUGGCAGAAUCAGAUGGGCCAGUAGUCAAAAAAAUAUGGGUAUGGUUAAAGAAUUUAAUCAUUUUGAAAGUUUGGAAAUUUUUAGAGAAGGCUUGGAUGAUGGGAGUAGCUGAUCCUAGAAAGGUUAUCCAUGGUGUGAAGGUAGGAGUGGCACUUUGUGUUGUGUCACUUUUGUACUAUAUGAGACCCUUGUAUGAAGGUGUUGGUGGGAAUGCUAUGUGGGCAGUUAUGACAGUUGUUGUAGUUUUUGAAAACACAGCAGGUGCAACACUAAGUAAAAGUAUUAACAGAACGAUUGCCACUUUUCUUGCUGGAUCACUUGGUCUUGGUGUUAAUUGGAUUGCAAGUCAGACAGGAGCAAAACUGCAGCCAGUAAUUCUUGGAUUCUCAGUUUUCCUUUUUGCUUCAGCAGCAACUUUCUCGCGGUUUAUACCAAUAGUUAAAGCGAGAUUUGAUUAUGGUGCUAUGAUAUUCAUUCUCACCUUCAGCUUAGUUUCAGUUUCUGGCUAUAGAGUUGAUGAAUUGUUUGAUUUGGCUCAACAUAGAUUUUCCACAAUCGUUGUUGGAACCUCUUUGUGCAUUUUGAUAAGCAUACUUAUCUGUCCCAUCUGGGCUGGCGGCGAGCUUCACAAUUUGAUUAUUCGUAAUCUCGAAAAACUUGCUCAUUCCUUAGAUGGAUCUAUGGAAUGUUAUUUCGCAAGCAAUAGUGACGAGGAUCCUAGCAAGAAAACGGAAGGGUACAGAUGUGUGCUUAAUUCCAAGGGAACAGAAGAUUCUAUGGCAAAUUUUGCAAGAUGGGAACCUGCACACGGUCGUUUCAACUUCCGGCAUCCUUGGAAACAGUAUCUCAAUGUUGGAGCCUCAUUGCGUAGCUGCGCUUAUUGCAUUGAGACUCUAAAUGGCUGCAUUAACACAGAAAUUCAGGCACCUGAAUAUCUAAAGAAGCAUCUGAGUGAUCCAUGCGAGACGUUGAGUUCCUAUGCUUCAACCGUGUUGAAAGAAUUGGCAAAUACCGUAAAAACCAUGACAAUAUCAUCAAAAAUAGGGUUAUCUAUCACAGAAAUGCAAUUCGCAGCUCAAGAACUUAAAAAUUCGGUUAAAUCUAUUCCUAACCACUUCGCUGCAAACCCAGAAGGUGGUAAAACUGAGCCUACUGCAAAAACAAGCCCACCAUCUGUAAUGGACGUUCUGCCACUAGUGACAUUAGUAUCUUUGCUACUAGAAAUUGUAACAAGAGUGGAAGAUAUAGUUGAUGCUGUUAAUGAGUUGGCGAGGCUAGCAGACUUCAAGACUGUCACUACCAAUGGAAAGGCCAAUCAAAAUAAUCCCAAUAAUAAUCAAACGAUGAAGAACCCACCAAAAGUAUGAGUCGGAGUUAACAAUAGUAAAUAGUAAUUAUUAGAAAGUUCAACGUAAUCUCAUAAGUUUCUAUUUUCGCAUGGAUGAUAAGUAGAUUGUUCUGUACAGCAAUGUAAAAAAAAAAAAAAAAAAAA
This is a messenger RNA of Jatropha curcas, 1760 nucleotides long. RefSeq names its product aluminum activated malate transporter family protein. Gene Ontology annotation, biological process: malate transport. The record is from RefSeq and is a predicted model, not a curated record. NCBI's taxonomy places the organism in Eukaryota, Viridiplantae, Streptophyta, Magnoliopsida, Malpighiales, Euphorbiaceae.